AGGGUCUUCUGGGUUCCGUGUGUGCAUGUGGAGACUCAGCCUCGCCUCUUCUUUUCCAGUCUCUAGCCAUACUGAAAGAGCGCCUGGAACCGUCGGAUUUAUGCUGCGUUGAGAGUACACCUGGGGAAGUCUUCACAGUUUGCUACACUCUCCCGAGAAGGAGGGAACAUGAACAGAUUUCAGGCCUCAGUGUCGUUCAAGGACGUGGCUGUGGAGUUCACCCAGGAGGAGUGGCAGCACCUGGGCCCUGCUCAGAGGACCCUGUACAGAGAUGUGAUGCUGGAGAACUACAGCCACCUUGUCUCUGUAGGGUAUUGUUACACAAAACCAGAAGUGAUCUUCAGGUUGGAGCAAACAGAAGAUCCAUGCUCAUCAGAGAAUGAAUUUCUAAACAGGAGCUCCCCAGAAAACUGCCACCAUGAUAACCUCUUAGAGAAGAGCCAAGAAAUCCAAGCCAAACAUUUAUGGCAAGUUUUAUUCACUCAACUUCUGGGAAGUGAUACAGAAGGGAAAAUUGUCAGUCAGAAGUCAUAUUUCAGAGAAAACCAGAGAAGUCACAUAUGGGUGAAAGACUUUGAAUGUGGAAAAAACUUCAGCCCUAAUUCAACUCACAGAACUGAGGAAUCCUGUGAUUGUAACAUGUGUAGGGAAACCUUCAGCUGUCGAUCAACCUUCAGUGUACAUCAGAGGACUCACUUAAUAGCAAAACCCUAUGAAUGUAGUGAAUGUGGAAGAUCCUUCUGUAAGAAGUCACAACUGAUUCUACAUCAGAGAAUUCAUACAGGGGAGAAACCUUAUGAAUGUAUCAAGUGUGGGAAAGCCUUCAGCCUCACAUCAGGCCUACGAAAACAUCAGAGGAGUCACACAGGGGAGAAACCUUAUUCAUGUAUUGAAUGUGGGAAAACUUUUAGCCGAAAAUCAGGCCUAAGAGUACAUCAGAGAACUCAUACAGGGGAGAAACCAUAUGAAUGUAAUGAAUGUGGGAAAACUUUUGUCCAGAAUUCAACUCUUAGAACACAUCAAACAAUUCACAAAGGGGAAAAACCUUAUGAAUGCUGUGAAUGUGGUAAAACCUUUGCACAGAAUUCAACCCUCAGAACACAUCAGACAAUUCACAGUGGUCUGAAACCCUAUGAAUGUAAGGACUGUGGGAAAGCUUUCAACCAGAAGUCAAGCCUGGCAAUACAUCAAAGAACUCACACAGGGGAAAAGCCCUAUGAAUGUAAUGAAUGUGGAAAAUCUUUCAGUCAGAAGUCAAGCCUAGGGAAACACCAGAGAACUCACACAGGGGAGAAGCCUUAUGAAUGUAAUGACUGUGGGAAGGCUUUCACUGCAAAGUCAGGCCUACUUGUACAUCAGAGAACCCACACAGGGGAGAAACCUUAUGACUGUAGUGAAUGUGGAAAGGCUUUCAGUGAAAAAUCUGGCCUAAGAUUACAUCAGAGAACUCACACAGGGGAGAAACCCUAUGAAUGUAAUGAAUGCGGGAGAGCUUUCACCUACAAAUCAAUUCUCAGAGGACAUCAAGGAACUCAUAAAGGGGAGAAACCCUAUAAAUGUGAUGAAUGUGGGAGAGCUUUCAGUCAGAAGUCAGGCCUAAGGAAACAUCAGGGAACCCACACAGAGGAGGAACCCUAUAAUGUAAUGAAUAUUGGAAAAGUUAGAAGUCAAACCUCAGAGACACACACAUAGUGAAAACUUUAUGAAUGUAUUGACUGGAGAAAUUUCACUACAAGUUAGAUACAUCAGAGAACUACAAUUCUUCUGUCCUGUAAGCUGAAAAGUGUUUUCCUGAAUGUUUUCCGGAGUUGUCAUUUGCCUGAAUCUUUGCUUGAGUUGGUCACUCCCACACUCCAGCAAGCCUGGACCUGCCCAACUCUCUCUAUGGCUCACCCUGGCAUCUUACAGCUAAUACAAAACUGCUUUUUGAAUUAAUGAAGGAGAUUCACCCUCCAAAGAGGAUAUGUAAACAUUAGCCUUUCCUGGUACAGACAGCUGAUGGAGAAUUGGGUAUCAGUAAUCCAUGUAAACCUAUAAUGGGAUGAUCAGACAGAACUGGGUUGGAAUCCUGGCUGCUUGCUAGGCCAUGACCUCACCUCUCUGAGCCUCAGUUUACUCAUUGGUGACAUCAAAACAGAGAUGCCCACUUUGUCGGGUUGUAAUAAAGGAUAAAGUGCUUAAGUAUCCUAACACUGGUAGGAUACCAGUUGCCAUGACGUUCUUCAGUUUCUCCUCCUAAGAGAAUCUUAACGGAAAACAUUAAAAGAGGCAAAGGGAGACUGACGUAUAGAGGUGACACAACUUGAAAAUGAAAGAGACCUGAAGGAGAGAGAAAUCAAAGCAAGAGGACAAUCUGCAAUGCUAUGGAGGAAUCAUGGCUCCAUUUCUUGGUCCCCAGGCUUUAACCCCUUGUUAAAUGAUUUUGACAGUUCAUUGCCAGAGAUUUACUUCACUUGUUUUCACAGAUGAAAUUUCAGGGCCUACCUCUGCAGCUAUCUCAAUGUAUGACUGGGUUGAAACUUGCCCAAAAUUGGAACUCUGAUGUCACAGCACAGCUGGGUGCACUAAGGUUUUGGGUGAAAUAUGAGUUUCUCAACCCUCAAUCUUUCCUUAACCUCUGUCACAAUUUUUAAAAAUAUCUGAAGACCAAUUACAUAAUAUUUCUAUUUUUGCCUAAA
Messenger RNA from Choloepus didactylus (southern two-toed sloth), 2678 nucleotides. RefSeq names its product zinc finger protein OZF-like. Gene Ontology annotation, biological process: regulation of cytokine production; regulation of immune system process; negative regulation of transcription by RNA polymerase II. The record is from RefSeq and is a predicted model, not a curated record. The transcript has 5 exons. Lineage: Eukaryota; Metazoa; Chordata; Mammalia; Pilosa; Megalonychidae. Gene Ontology annotation, molecular function: DNA-binding transcription factor activity; RNA polymerase II cis-regulatory region sequence-specific DNA binding. Bases 169 to 1692 code for a protein of 507 amino acids.